Aspergillus saccharolyticus JOP 1030-1 is the source of this 1293-nucleotide messenger RNA. RefSeq lists its product as uncharacterized. Gene Ontology annotation, biological process: DNA repair; replication fork processing; resolution of meiotic recombination intermediates. Gene Ontology annotation, cellular component: Fanconi anaemia nuclear complex; FANCM-MHF complex. NCBI's taxonomy places the organism in Eukaryota, Fungi, Ascomycota, Eurotiomycetes, Eurotiales, Aspergillaceae. The record is from RefSeq and is a predicted model, not a curated record. The coding region runs from base 1 to 1293 and encodes 430 amino acids. Gene Ontology annotation, molecular function: protein heterodimerization activity. The transcript has 7 exons.
AUGGAGCCGGAAUAUGGUCAAGGAAAAAUCUUGGAGAUAGAAGGCGACCUUUUCGAUGCCCCUGAUGGAGCAGCACUGAUUCGGUACCCUAAUGCAUUCUUGGCCUACCGCUCCCACUGUCAAAAGUACAUGUCGUCUAAGCAAGAAGUGGUUGUCAGAAGCGAUACAGGUCCGCGCAAAAUCCAGCUGCCCGAGGGAACAGCCCUCAUCAUCCCACCUCAGCCAGAAGACUACGAGCCAAGCGGUGGGCGUCAGCAUUGGAUUGUCUGCCUGUUUACGUCGUGUAAAUACGGAAGAGCGGUGGCUCCAUCACCUAUCUUGCUUGAAAACACUGAGCUUGCGAUCGCGGACUUGAAGGAUAAAAUCGAUAAACUACGCGGAGAGGGCAUUAAUUUAGGAAGACUCUGGUCAUGUCGAUUUAACUCCGGGUUGUUCGGGGUGGACUGGGCUCGGUCGAGAGAUCUCCUUGUCAGAUCUGGGCUGGAGGUCACUGUUGUGAGGCCGCCUGAUGCGCGCUUGGCUCCGACUCAAACAGGUACAUACAUUAAGAAAGAGGCGGUCCUGGCUAACUCAUUAGAUAAAAACUCGGCCUGUAACUGCGAGGCUGUGUUCGCAGUUGUAUCAUCCCAAUCACAAUCAAAAGCCUCCUCUUCCACCACCACCACCACCACAACAACCACGACAUCGAAACGAAAAGCCCCAUCCAAACCUCGCCAGACCACCACUACCUCCAAAGCCAGAUCCAACACCAGCACCAGCACAAAAUCUCUCCUGCCCCCGCCCCCCGCCGCCUCCGACGACGACGACGAUGACGAAGCCUCAAUCCGCUCAUCCUCAACCUCUGCAAACGCAAACUCAAGCAAACGAAGACAAAGACCAUCCUCCCGCUCUCGCUCCAACUCCAUCACCUCCGCCAGCUCCACCUCCUCCCGCACCUCCCAUCCCUCCAACCGAACCCCCGAUGCAGAGCCCGAACCCGAACCAGACUACAUCCUCGCCGAAAUCACGCACCACCCCGAAGAGGCCGAGGACAUCACCACGCGCGAGCCUGUCAUUCCACCCAAGCUGCUGACGCGGCUCCUGCACCACCACUUCCAGCACCCCAAGACCAAGAUCGCAAAGGACGCGAACACGGUCGUCGCGAAGUAUGUGGAUGUGUUUGUGAGGGAGGCGCUGGCGAGGGCGGCGUUUGAGCGGAGGGAGGCGGUGGGGGAGGGGGCGGCGGUUGGGGAUGGGUUUUUAGAGGUUGAGGAUCUCGAGAAGUUGGCGCCGCAGCUUGUUAUGGAUUUCUAG